AUGAGUGAUUUUUCAGACAAAGGGGACAGAGCAGAGACUCCAGAAUCCGGUUUCAUGUCUAUGAGGACUGACAGGUCUGAAGAGGAUCCUCAUGAACCUGGACUCUCAGAGACAGGGUAAGAAACACUUCCUCUCAGCUCUCCUCUGAAGUUUGGGUGUUUGUCCGCUCAGAGCAGCUCUGAUGGACCAUGUCCUCCAGUUUUAUAGAAUAACAUCACUGUAUUAGUUUACUGAGGUCAUGGAUCAGCCAGGUUAUGAUCAGGGCGCCCUCUACUGGAUCAUACUGGAAGCUCCCGAGGAGCUGGAGGACUGUUGUUAUUAGUCUUAUUAGUUACUUACUCUAUAUUAGUCUGAUUAGGUGUUAUCAGUCUGAAUAUGAACUUUUGUCUCGAGUUUGAACAAAAGUUCAUAUUCAGAUAAAAGGUGACUGAAUGAUUACACUGUCAUUUAUGUUCUUAUUCAGUCAAUAUUUUGGCACUAAGAUAGAAGUGACCCUAAAAAUGUCCUCCCAUUUUCUUUAACUGCUGUCACUCAUGGUCAUAUUUAUUGAAAACUCCUGUAACUGAAUAUGAACUAAAGCUCUUUGUGUGGAAGAGUUUCUGUAAACGGAUCCUAACAGGAUAUUUUCAUAACUCUGAUAUUUUGAUUUUAUCCAGCAGACGGAGGGCAGGGUCUCCUGCUCCCAGCUACACGUCUAUGAAGACUGAAGAAGGAUCAAUGAUCAGUGAUGUACCUGACACAAAGUAAGAAAUACUUCAAAAAUAUAUUCCUAAUAACCGUCUCUAAUCAAAUGUGUCUGAUGUCUUUGUGGUUGUGAUUGUAGAGGAGUCCAUUUUUGACGUUUUUCUCUGACAGCUGUCUCUGUAGAGAGGGAUUCUGGGUCACACAUGGACCCUCUCUCUGGACCCUGUCCCUCCCUGAAACCUCCUCUUUUUUCUCACCUGAGUUUAUGUGGCCUGAAAGAGGGUCCCUGUGAUCUUGAGGAGUGUACCUCUCUCACAGGUAGGACGGGUGUCCUCGUACUCUGACGCCUGAGCCUAAAAGGUGUAAGAUUAUGUAAGUUAUCUGGUUUGAUCUGGAGGGAAGGCUGGUUUCAUACUGGGUCAGGGAGGCCUGGUUCCAGUAGGAGAGUAUGAUGAGGAUUUCACCUGACUUUAUUUCAUCGCAGAAGAGCAGGUGUGAAAUAAUCUGAAAACCUUGUAGACUCUGAAACGAUGAUCGUUCAGACCAGCUCUUCCUGCUGCUCUUGUUUUUGAUGAUGUCACUCCUGCAUCAUUGGCUCACCUGUUCAUCAUCAGCAGAGCAGAUAAUGUGAAGAUCCUGGUUUUCCCCAGACUGUGCAGUACCUGCCUGCUGUGGUCUGUCCUGAGAACUGGGAAGUCCUCUGAAACCUCAGGGACCGGCCUGAAGGUGAGGUGGGCCCAGGUCCAUAAUGUGGAUCCUGACAGGGUCUGAACCUGCUCACCUGCAGUUUUGGGGGGUUUAAGAUCUAUUGUCAUCCCUCCUCAACUCCUGUGGGUAAAAGUGAAGCUGCUCAGAGGGACGAGGUCCUCAGUCAGACACCAAACACCGAGUCCUGCUGCAAUAGUUCAGAACCCAGACUGAACUGAACACAAAGACCCCCGAGGAACGAAACAGACUGAGAACGAGGAUUUGAUGUGAAGUGACUCAAAAGAUGUCUGUGUUUUCAGGUUAACGGCCAUCAGAUGGGAGACAGAGUCUUGUUAUUCCAGCCGGUUUUCCACAAAGAGUGACUGGUCCAAAGAUGAACCCCAGUCCAGCAGAGAGCCCGGACCCUUUCAUUCAGAGUAAGACGUCUGACACAGAAACAAACCCUGAAAUCCUCUGAGUCUGAACAGCUGUAGUUUUGUCUAUGCAGAGCUGAAAACACCGUGAUCUUUACAGGUUUCAGUCCAGGAGACAAAGAACCCCCAGCGAGACAAAGACGAACAGGUCUAAAGAUGAUCCUCUGAACUUCAGAGGUGAACCCAGACCCUCCGACACAAAGUAAGUAAUUUCUUAUUUCACUUUCUGAUGGCGAACUUUUCAUGUGUGUUUUCAUGUUUAUGGACGAUUUUCAGAAGACGAACAGGAAGUGAAAAUGAACGUGUGAAUAUUUGGAUGGGUUUGAGUUCUGCUGUCUUAUUUUCCAGCCUCUGGUCUGAAAUCUUGUGGUUGCUCGGCUACGACAGCAGCUUCGUACAGAGUUGACACGCAGCCCUGUCUCUGUCUUUGCCCUAAACACUUCCUCUCAGCUCUCCUCUGAAGUUUGGGUGUUUGUCCGCUCAGAGCAGCUUUGAUGGACCAUGUCCUCCAGUUUUAUAGAAUAACUGCUGUAUUAGUUUACUGAGCUCAUGGAUCAGCCAGGUUAUGAUUAGAGCGCCCUCUACUGGAUCAUACUGGAAGCUCCUGUGGAGCUGGAGUUCUGUUGUUAUUAGUCUUAUUAGGUGUUAUCAGUCUGAAUAUGAAGGUUUAUCUCGAGUUUGAACAAAAGUUCAUAUUCAGAUAAAAGCUGACUGAAUGAUUACACUGCAAUUCUUCACACGUUGUUAUUCAUUCAAUAAAGGUGACCCUAACAAUGUCCUACCACUAUCUCGGCCAUAUUUACUGAAAACUCCUGGAACUGAAUAUGAACUAAAGCUCUUUGUGUGGAAGAGUUUCUGUAAACGGAUCCUAACAGGAUAUUUUCAUAACUCUGAUAUUUUGAUUCUCAUCCAGGAGACGGAGGGCAGGGUCUCCUGCUCCCAGCUACACGUCUAUGAAGACUGACCCGUCUGACACAAAGUAAGAAAUACUUCAAAAAUAUAUUCUUAAUAACCGUCUCUAAUCAAAUGUUUCUGAUGUCUUUGUGGUUGUGAUUGUAGAGGAGUCCUGUUUUGACGUUUUUCUCUGGCUCUCUGACAGCUCUCUCUGUAGAGAGGGAUUCUGGGUCACAUGUUGACCCUCUCUGGACUGUAUCCCUCCUCAUUAUUGUCGCCUGAGUCUGAAGAGUAGGUCUAUAACCGGUCAUCACAGUCCUCUUUAGAAAGCAUCUUCAGGUCUUUAUUUUAAUCACUGAUGGCUGAUCCAACAUUUUUAAGCUGGUUCAUCAACUUUGAACAUUAAACCCCACAGCAGUACAAAGCUAACCUUUGGAGGAAGUGAUUGCAGCCACCGUCUGAACACAGAAAAUCUACCAAACACUACUAAUGAUUACUUGAUGCAGUUACAACUUUCAAAUGUGUACAGUUUGGGCUACAAUAAACUUCAACUUGUCCAAAACUCUGCAGCCCGUAUCAUCACCAGAACCCCCUCCUUUCACCACAUCACCCCUGUCCUUCAGCAGCUUCACUGGCUUCCAAUCAGAUCCAGAAUCCAUUAUAAAAUUAUACUGUACACUUUCAAGGCCAUUCAUAACCUCGCCCCCCCUUACCUCUCCGAUCUCCUUCACAUCGCCACCCCCUCACGCUCCCUCAGAUCCUCCACCUCUCUCCACCUCUCUGUGCCCUCUGCCCGGCUCAGCACCAUGGGGAGCAGGUCGCUCUGCCCCCAAACUCUGGAACUCUCUCCCCCCGGAUCUCAGAAACAUGGACUCAUUACCCCACUUCAAAUCAAAACUCAAAACACAUCUUUUCCGAAAUGCAUAUUCUCUAUAACUGUCCAUCUUCAUACCUGCAUGUUGUUUUUAUUUAUUUUAAUUGUGUUUUAACUGUAUUUUAAUGCCCUCUACAGUGUCCAGAAAGGCGCUUUCAAAUAAAAUGUAUUAUUAUUAUUAUUACAAUACUGGUUUCUCUAAUAAAAGUGUUACUACAAUAUUGUCGUAUUACAUCAAGAGUGACGAUAAUCGAUAUUAUCCCCAAAUGGUCAUUUGUUAUAGAGCCAAUAAAAAGAAAACACAACAUCAGGCAGUCAUUCAUUCAAGACACCAACAGCAACAGAGACAAAUGGACCUUUGUCCUACUUUUUGGUACAACUUAGAGAGAAACUCCGUUCAACAAUAUACUAAUAACAAUAAUAAUAAUAACAACUUUAUUUUUCUAGUACUUUGAAAAACAGAAGUUUACAACGUGUUUUGACAAACAGUCUUAAAGCACAUACCAUCAGCACAUGGAAAUAAAAACAAAUAAAAAACAAAAGCUCAGUUAAAAAGAUAGAUAGAUAGAUAGAUAGAUAGAUAGAUAGACUUUAUUGAUCCCAAACUGGGAAAUUCUUUAAAAACAAGUACUCUGAAUUGAAGGCCAAUUUCAUUUGUCAUAAGGAAUCCAGACAAGAACUCUACAACAUAAAAUGAGACCAUGAGGACCAAAAUUAAAACAUAAAUUAGGUAAGAAAAAGAAAUGUAAUAAAAAGAGGGUAGAAAGAAGGAAACAGGAUAGUAAAUAUAAAAAGACGAUAUUAAUAAUGAUAAUAAAAUCAUAACAAAAUAAUAAUGAUGGUAAUAGUAAUGAUAAAAUGGAAUAACAAAAAUGAGCAGGGAAAAACAAUAAAAUCAAUAAAAGGCCUAAAAGGUUAAACAGGAACAGAUUUUAAGUAAAACAAAGACUAAAAAGACAAUUAGUCAAAAUAAGAGAGGUAAAAGAGAGAAGACAGCAUCACAUAAAAGCAAGUCUGUAAAAGUGAAAUAUAAAAUAUAACAAUAUAAACCUGGUUGGCAUGAACGAAAAUGUUGUGAUAACAGUUAGAUCAAGUCUUGCCUAUAAUGGAGGCUCAGAUAAAGUUGAAAAUCAAAAGAAGAAAAGUAUUGUGUUAGGUUGUGUGGUAGAGGACAGAUCAGAUGUAGAAUGUUCUCUUUUUCCAGACUGAGAGACAUCGGGAUGUCAGAAAUCGACUGUACUGCUCUGGCCUCAACCCUGAACUCCAGCCCCAUCCAUCUCCAACUAAGCUACAAUGAGCUGCAGGAGUCCAGUCUGAAGCUGCUGAGUGAUUUUCUGGAGGGCCCAAACUGUAGACUGCAGACUCUGAGGUCAGACUCACUUUUCACUUACAUGGCGAUCAACAACAAAGUAUAUUUUAUAAUCAAUGGUAAAUAAUUUUUCUCUGUGGCAGAAACUUUUGAGCUUGUUAAGAAACUUGAGUAUCAUAAAUGAAAAAUCAAAUUGUGCUCAAGUGCGUAUUUAAAUAAUUAUGAUUUUUCAGUUUGAAUUUCUGAACAAGCAUCCUAAAAGUUUAGAUUUUUCAGUUUUUCUCUGUCUUCUUCACGGACAAACACACUUCCAUAGAAGUACUUCUUUCUUUUGAUUCAGAUUGAGUUGCUGCGGUCUGACAGGGAUCAGCUGUUCUUCUCUGGUCUCAGCUCUGAAGUCAAACCCCUCCCAUCUGAAAAUUCUGGAUCUAAGUGAGAACAACCUGCAGGAUUCAGGAGUGGAAGUGUUCUGUGGUUUUCUGGAGCGUCCUGAAUGCAGACUGGAGACUCUGAGGUCAGAUUCUCUUUUACUUCAGUGCUGACUCUGUCAUUUUCCAUAGCAGAGAAAGUUAACAUAGAUCCAAAAAAAAAAGUCCCUCGGUGGACUUUCUGAGUAACAGUACCUAAAAAAAUGCAGCUGAGAGUCCUCUUGGUCUCUUUUAUUAUUUACUCCAUACAGCUGAGGUGUUUGUCUGACAAGUAUUUUUCACUCUUAUCUGUAUUUAUCUCUAACGUUGAGUGUCAGCUUUAAAGAAAAAAAAACGUUUUCUAUUUUCAGGUUGAGUGGCUGCAGUCUGUCAGAGGACAGCUGUUCUUCUCUGGUCCAAGCUUUCAAGCAAAACCCCUCCUAUUUAAGAGAGCUUGAGCUGAGCUCCAAUGAACUGCAAGAUUCAGGACUGAAGCUGCUGUCUGACUUCCUGGAGAGUCCAGACUGCAGACUCGAGACUCUAAGGUCAGAGUCACAAGUUUGCUUACAUGUUAAUCGAUAAAAAAGUGCAUUCUCUUGUUUGCCAAAACAACCGAAUACCCCUCACUGGAAUUUGAUAUGGUAACAGCGUCAAGAAAUACUAGAAUAUCUAACUCUUUUGUCAGGUUGAUCAGCUGCAGUUUGUUAGAGGUUAGCUGUUCUUCUCUGGCCUCAGCACUAAAGGCCAACCCCUCCUAUUUGAGAGAGCUGGAACUGAGCUCUAACGAACUCCAGGAUUCAGGACUGAAGCUACUAUGUGAUUUUCUGGAGAGUCCUGAAUGCAGACUGGAGACCCUGAAGUAAGACUUCCUACUUAUCAAAAGUCAUCAAAGGACUGGAGUCUCAGUAUAUUUUGAUGUGAUUAGUAAUUACUUUCCUCCCUUUCUUUUGUUUCAACUGUACCCUGUUACAUAGUGGUACAAAAUUUUCAUUUACAUUUUUUUAGCUCAUUAAGAUCAAUUAAGGACUAGCUACAAUUAGAAAGGAACUCCUUAACCAAUCAUUUUUAAUCUUUUUUUUUCAGAUUACGUCUCUGCGGUCUGUCAGAGAUCAGCUGUUCCUCUCUGGCCUCAGCUCUGAAGUCCAACCCCUCUUAUUUAAAAGAGCUGGAACUGAGUUACAACGAGCUGCAGGACUCAGGAGUGGAGCGUCUGUGUGGUUUUCUUGAGGGUCCAGACUGGAGACUGGAGACUCUGAGGUCAGACUAAUACUUUACUUCUAAUCUGACUCUUAAUAAGUGUAUAUUUUAAUUAUAUGACCAUUACAAGAAAACCUUUAAUUUGAAUCUGUAAUAGAGUGUUACAAACCAAACUUACGAAAGUCCUUUUGAACUGUAAUGUCUUACACAUGGAGUCUGUUGAGUUGAGCUUUCCAGUGUAAUCCAGUCAGUUUUAAAUGAUGAAUCCAUUUCAUCUCCAAACAGACGAUUAUUAUUUUUAACAAAACUCAGGGCAGGACGAUAUCUAUCUUAUAUUUCAGAUUGAGUUGCUGCAGUUUGUCAGAGAUCAGCUGUUCUUCCCUGGCCUUGGCUUUGAAGUCUACGCCCUCAUAUCUGAAAGAGCUGGAACUGAGCUCCAACGAGCUGCAGGAUUCUGGAGUGAAGCUGCUGUGUGAUUUUCUGGAGAGUCCAAACUGUAAACUGGAGACUCUGAGGUCAGAGUUCAAAUGUACUUUGAUCCUGAGUGAAUAAUAUUUUAUUAUCCACCUAAGCUUUCAAUAGGCAGUUAAACGCAGGACUGUUAUACUCAAAUCAAUAGAAAAUAAUUGUUUUAAAUCUUUGUGAUCUUAUUUUUCAGAUUGAAUGGCUGCAGUUUGUCAGAGAUCAGCUGUUCUUCUCUGGCCUUAGCUCUGGAGUCCAACCCCUCCCGUCUUAAAGAGCUGCAGCUAAGCAACAACAAACUUCAGGGUUCAGAAGUGAAAAAGAUGUCUGACCUUGUUGAGAGUCCAAACUGCAGACUGGAGACUCUGUGGUGAGAGAAGGAUAUAAGAAAUGUGAGGUUGUUUACUAAGUGUUACAUGAAGAUAAUCGGUCAAGGGUUUCCCUGAAGCAUCUGUGAAACUAACCAGCAAGACUUUGAGGAACAAGGGUCAGGUGUUCAGAGGCCCCUCUGAUAGUAAAGGCAGUAAAACAUGAAUUGGGCUCUGUGUUUCUGCUGAAGAACCACUGUCCGGGGCCCAGUCCAGCCAAGCUUUAAUCAGUGGUACAGAUUCCUCUCUUUGUUUUAUUCGUCUCAUACUCAGGGUCAGGUCAGCGAAGACUCUUGAACCAUCGUUCUUGAUGAAUCCUUUUUUUAUUCAGCGUUAGACUUCAGAGAAGGUCCUUCUUUAGUUCCACUGAGGUUAAAUAAUGGUCAACCUGUAGUUUUGUUAUCAAGGUUUGAUCAGUUUCAAAUAAUUAGAUCUGUUGGUUUAUGUCGGUUGACUCAAAGAACAAACAAUUCAACUUACAUCCAUCACUUUUGUGUCAUGAUUAUCUCAGGGUUGCAGGAAGGUUGGUGGAAGCUGACCCCGACAAAAAAGGUUAGUAAUGGGGUGAACAAACAGUUAAUGAGCCACUGCAUAGAUAUCUGGUUUUCUGAAGCUGGUGGUCCUUAUCAAACUCAAUUUCUUUUCUGUUGUAGCUCUGAAGUCUCAGUACUUCCUCUCUUUAUCAGAAGACUGCGUCGUCCCACAGGAUGUCCGUGAUGAGGAGGAAAAGGUAAAAAAAAAAAAAAAGAAGCAGCUUGAAGCUGUAAACAAACAUUUCCAGCUCUGAGAAACCAGAACCUUUACUACGAACCACGCUUUGGCUUUUUGGGGACCCUACCAUUAAAUGAUGAAGUUUGUCCCUCUGUGUAGCCUUACACUGUAACUCCAGUGAUGUCUUUUUCUCAAAAGGACUUGAAUAUAAUGGUGUGAGUGGAGAAUAUCACGAGUGAAAAAGGGUCAGAGAAAUCAUUUUCAGUAAAAACACUCCUCCUCUCUUGUUUGCAGGCACCUUCCCUCUUCACACCUGAAAAGACCGGGUCGACAUAUAGGUAAUCUUUUAAACUUAAAAUAAGGUGAUAGGUUAACUCCGGGAGGGUCCACCAAUGUUUUAGACUUUCUGGUUUAGCGUACAGUGACAUUUUUCAUUUUUCAUUGAGACAGUUAAAAUCCCUCUUGUUUAUAAAAGAGGGCUCAUUUUGGAUUCUGCUGAACUUUGCUUCUUUAGCUCAGUAUGACUUGGUAAACUUACAGCUCAGCAGGCACUGAAUCUCUGUCCACAGGUUCUCCAAAAAUGUUGACUCUGCUCCAGAGUCUAUUGAGAGUUUUGUGAUUUCUGUUUAUUUAGUAAGAUUUGGGGUUUUCUUAAGAUGUUGAUGUCAAUAAGAGCCCAAGUCCUGCUGUUUCUCCGACCCUCAAAAAGAAGAUACCGGGUGCUCGAUGUGUUUCUGCUGCCACGCAACAUUGCUCUGACAGAGGUAAAGCCACGUUUUGUACUUGUACACCAUCAUCCAGAGGUGGCUGCAUUUACACUUUUUGCACCAAACUGUCCACAUGUGACCAGAUAACAGAAGAUACAUGUUGAUUUUUGGUCCACAAAGACAGCCAAGAUUUUGUGUUAGGUUUUGUUUGAAGGUACUCACCAAUAGGGUUGGGUACCAAGAAUUAGUUCCUAUUUGGAACUGGUUCCUAACAUCCAGUUCCAGAAUCAUUAAGCAGAUUUUGUAUUUCAGUUCUUUUUUUCGGUUCCAAGUGCCCGCAUAAAUUUUUUUUUCAGGGCAUGCAUUACCCCCCUCGGCAUUCUCUGUGCGUUGUGGUUAUAAACAAUAUAUUCAUUUAUCUAAAGCAACUCACUUCAACAAAAUUAUCAGUCACAUACAAAUAUUUCUCCCUUUUCUUUUGCUCACCGGCAGACAAUGCGUGCAUCGCUUCAGUGGCUUUGCUUAGAACUGAGCAGAGCAGCAAAGAGCACUGAUGCGCUGCACUGUUUUAUAAUGAAUUAAUACAUGUUCCAGGGUUCGGCCUCUCAGAGUUUGUUUCCACAUGAACCAUUGAACAUGUAUGGUAAAUACAAUGGUCUGUGAUGUGAAGAUAAACUACACGCUACCACCCUAUGGCCACCCUUUUAAACACCUCCGGAUUCAUGGAGUAAAAUAACUGAGUACCCUCUCUGUGACGCCCUGCGCCAGUCUUUUUCUAACCAUUUAGAAUCAGAUAAGUAAAUCAAUAAAUUACGUCUGUCUUCUGCUAACAUUGACGCAGUAAACAAAUUGUACUGUAUAGGAUGGGUCAACUUAAAUAUCCAACUAACGUUAGCCCGUGUUCUUUUUCAUAGACAAAUGACCUGACAACAAAGAUUGGUAUUUAUAUAUACAUUUAUAUAUAUCGGUUGAAAAUAGCCCUGUGUGAAAUUUAUCAUAAAGUUCUUAAAAAAUUCAUAUCAUUUGAAAAUUCACGGAGAAGUUUAGGCAUUUCACCCAAAAGAACUCUGGUUAGCGCCCUCAUUGAAACCAUGCAUUUUUUAAAAUCCUGCCUUAUAAAAGAAUCAGAAUAGAGAAUCGUUAGGAACUGGAAUCAGAAUCGGAAAUUGUUUGAAUUUAAAUGAUGCCCAACCCUGCUCUCCAACCUCUUCUUGAAAGUGCUACUUUAACUAACAGACAGUCAAUUUUUCAUGCUGCAAGUGAACUAAACACAUGGUAGCUCUCUCCUGAUCUUGGUCACUGUGGAUGUGUGGCUUACAGACUGGGUCCUUUCUGUGCAAACUAACUUCACUGCAAAAAUCAGCCAGUUCUUCAAUAUUGACACUUUUUACCAUACGCUAAAAGUUUGCAGGAACCAGUCCAGUUCUUCAGCAGGACUCUUCUCCUACAGAGCCAUGCUGUUGUAAUCCUGGUUGUCAGAAUGUGGUUUGUCAUUGUUAUUAAUGGCUUCACAUAUGUGGAAGAUACCCAUGACAUGGACUCUGAUGAUCCCCAGACCAUCAGGGAUGCUCGGCCUAAAUGUUGUCAUAAGAUUAUAAUACCAAACUAAAACCUAACUUGACUCUGUCUGUAGGUUAUUGAACAGCAGGGAGAUUCUGAGUUCAUCGAGACCUCUUCUCACUGUCUUCUUUACCCCGAUCAAAGAUACAGCGUCAUCUGUGAACCUGGGGGCAUAACACAACCUGAGGUGAGAGGAUUUCAUCUCCUUUCAAUGUGAUGGCGUGUUAAAACCAUGAAGUCUGAGACGACAACAUUUCAUUGAUGGUUGUUUAGUGACUUUUACUUUUUUUCCAGCAAGCUGAAUUUUUUCAAAAUCAUGGACCGAAUUUCUACCCGACAUUUGAAGUUCUCCUGACUUCGGACUCACACGAAGUGACUCUGACAGUCCAGGACCAAGACCAGAGGGAAGUCUGGAAACAGCACAUUUAUGUGCCAGGUAUGACCAGAUUCACCCUGACAUUGUACAUGUACAUGAUCUGAAGCCUGGGCAUUACCCAGAGAACCGACAGUGUCAAAUAUCCAUACUGAGCUGUUUAGGUCAAACUCUCUGUAAUGACAAUGACUGAUGAUAAUGACUUUCCAGGUCCAGGAGAAAAGACUCGACAGAAGACUUCCCGAAGACCGGACACGGUGGAGCACAUGGACCCAGACCAAGAGCUGAGGAGAAUUAGAGCCCAGUUUGUAACACAAGUGUCAGAUCCUGUUCUGAAUAACCUUGUGGAUACGCUUGUGGAGAAAGAGGUUUUAAAUCUUUAUGAGACGGAGUUUAUCCAGACAAACACCAGAGCAGAAAAAGCACGAUAUCUGCUUGAUGUGGUGCAACGUAAGGGAGCUGCAGCCAGCUCAGUUCUGAUCGAUGCUCUCCGUGAGGUGGAUCCGUUCCUCUCCAAACAUCUGAAUCUAAUGUAA
This is a messenger RNA of Xyrichtys novacula (pearly razorfish), 11203 nucleotides long. The record is from the annotation of a GenBank genome assembly. Lineage: Eukaryota; Metazoa; Chordata; Actinopteri; Labriformes; Labridae.